This is a messenger RNA of Gryllus bimaculatus (two-spotted cricket), 4458 nucleotides long. The record is from the annotation of a GenBank genome assembly. NCBI's taxonomy places the organism in Eukaryota, Metazoa, Arthropoda, Insecta, Orthoptera, Gryllidae.
CCAUUCAGGGUGAUACAGGGAGUGAACUGUGCUGCUAUCUGUGGUAAUGCGUUACAAAAACUCCGAAACAAAAAUGUAUAUAUCGUCGCUCACCGUUGCAAAUCAUUUAAUGUUAAGAAACAACUGAAAUUAUGUGAGUUUAAUGAAAAUUGUAGGGCAUCAAUGUUAAAACUCCUUUUAGUAGGUUCAAGAAAACUCAAAAUUAACUUUUUUAAAUUCAAGGCAUGAAUGAGAAAUCUCAAAAUUACUGCUAGUGCAGGUCAGUUUAUCAUAUGACCUAUUCAACUCAUGGUGGCGAGAUGGCAGCUUAUCGUGAAGAAGAAGAUCCCUUUGAGGAAGAUAUUGUGUUUGACCAAGCUGGUCUUCUCAACAAUGCAUCUAAAAUGAAUACAGCUAUCAGAAGAGUAUCCAGUGGAAAGUGUGUGCUAUUUGCCAAAACUCUAGGACUGUGUGGUGCUUUCUUUGGCUUGGGUUUGUGCAUUGCCAUUCCUGGACCAACCUACCUGUCUCCAUCAAUGGAGUUAGAAAGCAGCUUAUCACCAAUUUAUGUAGUUCGUACAUCUGGUUAUGUUAUUGGAUCUAUUAUGGGUGGAGUCCUAUUUGAUAGAUUCAAUCGCCUUUUUUUACUUUUUCUUAGCCUGCUUCUCACUGCAGUAUUUAUAACAGUUACUCCUUGGUGCCAAUCUUUCUUGAUUCUGGAGUCCUGCAUGAUCAUUUUGGGCAUUACAAUGGGCUUUCUGGAUACAGGUGGGAACGUCUUGUGUCUGGAUCUUUGGGGUCGUAAUAGUGGUCCUUUUAUGCAGGCUCUGCAUUUUAGUUUUGGCCUGGGUGCUUUUGUAGCCCCGUUAUUGGCAGCACCAUUUUUGGAGUCAACGCUGGUCAACUCGACUUUAAGUACAGAAUUUGCACAUACAGUCACUGAAUUUCCCGUCCAUCUUGAAGAUUCAAAAAGUAUAUUUUAUCAUGAAGGAAGAUUUAGAAGAGAAGUUGAAUCCUUAAAAGGAUUUCCUGAUUUAGGCAGUGAUGAAAUUGUUAGAAAUGUUUCAAACACUUCAUUAUUUCCAGAUAAUACUGUGAAUGUGUCAGAUGUUACAAGCCCUCUUUCGUUUACUGAGAGCAGUACAUUUCCAUCUGAUAUUCAUUCCGAAAGUGUGUCUCUUUCUACUCAGAGCACAUCACCUAAACCUAAAGUACCCAAGCAUAAGCCAAAUAAGAUAGAUGCUAGUAAACUUGGAAAUAUAAAUUGGGAUAAAGUUCAUGUAGGUAUACCACCAGCAGCUGACUUGCUUCCUCUAACGACUACUUCUACACCUCCUCCAUCUCCACCACCUCUUAUGCAAUCAACUUCUCCAGUUACUACCAUAACAGAGGCUUCAAUAUUGUCUCCAUCUUAUACCUCUACCUCUGGAAAUACACCUUUUCCCUCUCCAACUUCAGCUUUCCCAGCAUCUUCUGUUGUGGUAGGUGGUACUUCUGUAAGUAAUCCUACUACUGGUAGUGAAAUAACAGGGGAACGUGCAGAAUUUAGCAGUAUUUCAAGCAAAGUAUCCAAUCCUUUUUCAGGAUCAACUGGAAAAAUUCCAUCCAGCAGUGUUGCUACUUCUGCAUUUCCACCUGUUAUCCAGUCUGUGAAAUCUUUGUCUUCUAUACAAUCAUUUAAAGAUUCAGAUCUUAAUGAGACACUCUAUAUUAUGCACAAUACUAAAAAUGGUAAUACUGAUGUACUUAAAGAAAUAAGUACAGAAAUGGGGACGUCAGAAAAUGAAGAUAGUCAAGUGUUACCUAAAAAGUAUGCUUUUUCACCAGUUCCCACUAGGGAGACAUCUGGCAGAUCCAAUACAAAUCUCAGCAGAAAAAAUGUGAUGGUUAGCUCAUUGCAAUGGAAGGCUGAUAAUAAAAAUAUUAGCUCAUUAGACUCUCAGCAGAGUUUAAAGGAGGGAAACACAAAUUCAGUAGAGCAUAAGGUGCCUGAAAUAAAUUUCCCUCAUUUUUCAUUAGAAAAAGCUGUUUUUUAUGAUGCUAAAGAGCCGCUUUCUGAUAAUGUGUAUUAUGAAAAUUCUACCCCUACUUCUACAUUAAAGAACACUUGGCUUAACUCAAAUGUGAAUGGAAGUAUGGAAGAUGGAAGAGUGCAUAGUGAUUCAUUUGCACUGAAACCCAGUGAUGAGAAUAUAGCAUUACGGAAAAGUGAAAUUGUGACAACACAGGAUUCUGUUCCAAUUCCCACAAAAUUGGAACAGGAGGAUGAUGUUUCUGCUAGUCCUGUGGGAGUCAUAAGUACGUUGGCAACCUCUGUACCAGCACAUCAUAUUCAUCAUAAACCAGGAACUUUUGAUAAUGAUACUGAACAUAUAAAUACUAUAUUUGAUAUAUUUGCUAACAGAAUAGAAAAAUAUGGAUUUAAUAAAAUUCAGUUCACCUACUUAAUAGUAGGUAUACUGGUUUUUUUAAUUUCUUUAGUAUUCCUUGGAUUUUUGUGCCAUAAUCCACGUGAUCCAAAAUCAAAACAAGAAGGACUAAGCGGAAAGAAAAUUACCAACAAAGUAGUGCACAAAUUGCUUGUUGCUUUAAUGGCAUUGUUCUUCUUUCUUUAUAUGGGUUUAGAAGUAACGUAUGGUCGAUUAGUUUUGACACCCAACAUUUUCAAUAGAUAUAAUAUACAUAGUAAUCUUCAGCUUUUCAUUGUGUUUUGGGGCUCAUUUGCUGCUAUGCGAUUUGCUUCUAUAUUUUUUGCUAGUGGCUUCAGUCCUUUAACAAUGCUUAUGCUCAACUUUGCAUUUUGCACUUCUGGAUCAAUCUUUGUUUCUUUCUUAGCAGAUCGUUUUGAAACUGCCUUGCGGGUGGGAACUGCUCUGAUAGGUAUAGGAUUAGCAUCAAUGUUUCCUACAGGUAUAUUAUGGAUUGAACGAUACAUACAUGUUUCAAAUAAAGUAGCUGCGGUUUUUGUAAUUGGAGUAGCAUUAGGAAAAUUAAUAUGUCCCAUUACUAUCUACAAGCUUAUGGACAUUGAACGUAUGCUUUUUAUGUAUGCUACUCUAGUCAUAAACAUAAUAUGUAUCUUUAUAUUUAUUUUACUGUGGUGGCUUGCAUCACGUCAAGGUGAAAAGUAUUCUGUAAUUAAUAAUAAUGGUUACCAAUUAGCCAACCAGCAUGAUGAAGAAGAAGAUAUGAUGGACAUGUCCCCUUCAGGGAGUGGUGUUAUGCCAAGACGCCAUUGCUUUUCCUCGGAGCACAGAGCACUUCUAAAUGGAAAUAUUCAUCGAGGGCCAUAGUGAAAUGGUUGGACAAAAUCUAUUUGAAGCACAGAACGUGUCGUUUAAGGACACCUGGUUUUUGGGUUUUCUUCUGUGAUAAAAGAAAUAUACAAAAUAUACAAGUCAUGAGAGUUGCUUGAGUGACACUUGUAAGAUGAAAGAAGAGAUCAAGUGAAUGACAUUCUGCAAUAGUAAUUUAUUGACUAGAGUGAUACCAGUACUCAAAUAUAAAUUUGCAACUAUCUUGGUUUAAGAAUUUCAUUAGUUAUGCCAUUUUGUUUGUGUUAUAUUGGCACUUAGAAUUUGAGAGUACAUCUCAGGAAUAGCUAAGAAUUGUAUGGGUGGUAAUUUUCAUCAAUAGUUUUGAGAAUUUUGUUUUUUUACUUUUAGUUUUUACAGAUUAUAUUUGUUUUUUAGAAUGUGAAUGAGACAAAUGUUUCGAAAUGUUAAGAAAUGAAACAUUCCUUGGUGGAAUUAAAAUGUAUCCAAAAUAGCUUUAUCUCUUGUAGAACCUGAUUUAUUAUUUAUUGACUGAUAAUUUAAAUGUAUGGAUGUUUUGUAACCAACGUGAUCAUAUGUGAAAAACAAACAUGUUUUUGUAUGGGAUAUAUGUAUAUUUAUGUAAACUUUAUAUACAGUAAAACCCCACUUUCACAUUACACAAUGAAAUUUACGCUUUCCUGCUGUUUAUGCUGAUUUUCACAAGUCCCUUGAAUUGCCCUAUGUUCGUGAUGUGAAAUUUUCCUGACUUUUUCACUUCAGACUUAAAAUUUCCCACCUUUUACACUUUCCUCCAUGGCAGUGUAAACUCAAAGAAGAAUAGGAUUGCAAAUGAUCUGUUUUGUUUAUUUUCUCCGAGCUCUAAAAAUAGAUGAACUUUUGAUCAGAGAAAAUCAGAAUUACUCAAUAUUAUCCUGAGCUAGGUGUUACCAUUUUAAAUUCUAUUUUGGAAAUUAGGGGCAAAUUAUUGUGUUGCCAACUGCAUACAUUUUAGAAAUGUUUCACAUAUUUGUGACAUGUUGCCUGUAAUAUGGAACUAUAAAAUGCAAACUCAACUUCUAAUAUGUGGUUAGUAAUAAUGCAAUCAGUCUCUCUCAAGCAUGUGUACUUAGUAGGUACUAUGGUUUUUAUUUUCUUUGCAAUUUCAAUAAAUUGUUGUUUUUUUUGUGUGUGUGUGUAAAGUUUUAAAAACCUAGUGUUAAUU